Messenger RNA from Pseudovirgaria hyperparasitica, 485 nucleotides. RefSeq lists its product as uncharacterized. The coding region runs from base 92 to 373 and encodes 93 amino acids. The record is from RefSeq and is a predicted model, not a curated record. The transcript has a single exon. Lineage: Eukaryota; Fungi; Ascomycota; Dothideomycetes; Acrospermales; Acrospermaceae.
UUAGCGCGCGCUCUGCGACAGAGCUUGGAUACAAGUGCAUAUGCUCGGGGGCUGAUUUCAGCCUCAUUGAGUUUAGCCAUGCUCCUUCGACAUGGUCCCAAGUAAAAAUACUGUUCGUCGCUUAGGCCGAGCACUGGUCGCCUUGUAUCCUCUCUGCACGUUUACUAUGUUCGUCCGCAGAAAGCCGUGCUGCACAGCCUUGCCCUUGCGGCCUUGCCCUUGCCCUUGGUCUUGGCCUCUGACCUCUGAGAUCAGAAUGUAUCGGAUGUCCAAUCAGCCGCAACCUCGUGGCCGCCCUGCAUGGCCGCAGUCGAUGAAACUGCACGAUGAAGCUUCUGAUUUUUUGCUUUCUCAUCACCUCAUCUGUACCUGAUUGAAUAUUGAAUGCGUCACUGUCUCCUGACUGUCUCACGCUCGGAAAAGCCCUGGAUUUGAAUGUAUUCUCAUGUCAGCUCAUCCAUCAUCCGCCUUAUUGGUCAUUGGUC